AUGGCAAGGCACUUCUCUCCCUCGCCCUCGCCCUCGCCUCUCCCCUCCUCCGCCAAGAGCCCCGUUAACGCCGCCGCCGCCGCGCGCGGAGGAGGUGGCCUCCAGUGGCUAUUCGGGAAGCGGGGCUGGAACAGCAGAGCGCGGCACGGCCGACAGCCGCUCGCGGCGGCGGCGGCGGCGCAGAUGGGAGCUGACUACGGCGGCGACGUCGUCGACGGGGAGGAGAUGGAGGGCGAGGAGGACUUCUUCUUCGUGUCGACGCCGUACCUGUCGACGCCGUCCGUGGGCCCGUCGCCUAGGAAGAGAGGGGAGGCGCUGGCGCGGCUGAGGGCGGCGGUCCUGUCCGUGCUGGCGCGCGCGCGGCGCGGGCGCGGGGGUGCUGCCGGGUCGGCGCGGGUGCUCACCGGCACCAUCUUCGGCAGGCUCCGGGGCCGCGUGCACCUCGCUCUGCAGACCGACCCGCGCGCCACGCCGGCGAUGAUGCUCGAGCUCGCCGGCUACUCCACCGGCGCCCUCGUCAGGGAGAUGGCCUCCGGCCUCGUCCGCCUCGCGCUCGAGUGCGAGAAGGCGCCGCCGCACCCAGGCGAGAAGCGGCGGGCGGCGCUACUGGAGGAGACGACGUGGCGGGCCUACUGCAACGGGCGCAAGUGCGGGUACGCGGUGCGGGGGGACUGCGGCGCCGAGGAGUGGCGCGUGCUGCGCGCCGUCGAGCCGGUCUCCGUCGGCGCUGGCGUGCUCCCGGACGGCGGCGGCGUCGGCGGCGAGGGGGACAUGAUGUACAUGAGGGCCAGGUUCGAGCGGGUGGUGGGGUCGAGGGACUCGGAGGCGUUCUACAUGGUCAGCCCCGACGGCAACGCCGGCCCCGAGCUCAGCAUCUACCUCCUCAGAGUUUGACAUCCAUCCAUCCAUCCAUCCAUCCAUCCAUGGCGUCUAGGGCUAGAGGAAGAUGACGACGGUGACGCAAGCGUGAAGUGUGUGUGAUGUCAGCACGUUGGUACGAAGCUAGCUAGAAAACGUGCCAUAGCUAUAUAUAGGAAUCUGUACGUUGCUAUGUUUAUGCAUGCAUGCGUGGUCCUAUAUAUAUCUGCAUGGGUUUAUAAUUAUAUACGUUGUUCAAGUUAAUUUGGUCUUUUAUUUCGUUAAUUAUGUGGUGAAAUAUAUAGCCGGCCGGUGGCUUGAUUGUGU
This is a messenger RNA of Oryza brachyantha (malo sina), 1185 nucleotides long. RefSeq names its product protein MIZU-KUSSEI 1-like. Gene Ontology annotation, biological process: hydrotropism. Lineage: Eukaryota; Viridiplantae; Streptophyta; Magnoliopsida; Poales; Poaceae. The coding region runs from base 1 to 894 and encodes 297 amino acids. The record is from RefSeq and is a predicted model, not a curated record. The transcript has 2 exons.